Molecule: messenger RNA, 1944 nt
Organism: Odocoileus virginianus texanus
Lineage: Eukaryota; Metazoa; Chordata; Mammalia; Artiodactyla; Cervidae
Source: RefSeq, a predicted model, not a curated record
UAAUAAAAAUACUUGAUGACAGAAAUAUAGUUUUGCACAUAUAACAUUGGUGGGUUUUUGGAAGCAUAGUUUUAAAAAAGUAAGAAACUGGUAAGAGAGAGAUUUUACUCUGCUUGCAUGCUAACAACUUAGCCUGCCACAGUUUUGUAGAAGAUGCAGCCCCCUAGAUAUGUGAUGAAUUACAGCAGUAUCCAGAAUAUCAGUAAUUUUGCCCCAGUUGCCAUAGGAUGCAUGCCUUUCAAAACUGUUCGCUGUACAUAACAUUUUUGAGACAACAGUCCAGAGCAAAGGGCAGUGAGUACCUUGCUUACAAGAUAUGCAGAACCACUAGAGACCCAAGGAGAUGACCUCUCAACAAAAAUUCUGUGGAAUUUUAACUGAAUUGGUUACAAAAAGUAUUGAAUCUUACAAGAUUUGGUGUCAGUAAUUUGCCAAUUUGACAUAAUGUUCAGUUAUGAUUUCACUUAACAGCACUUGGUUCUAACUGGUACAUGGAUGUUUACAGCCAAGUGUAUCUAAAAUUAUUUACCCACUAUGACCUCCACUCCUUUUUUUUUCCCUUUGUUGUGAAAUUAAGAAGGUAGCAUAUGCACUUUGAAACAGAGCUUAAAUUAUUUGGAGGGGAACACCUUUAUUACAAAAUCAGUGUAGAAACUGCAGUUGAGGCUACCACUGUACACAGAUAUUUCUUUUUUAAAAACAAAAAUGAGAUUAUACUGUAAACACUCUUGUGACUUGUUUGUUUAAUUUGAACAUCUUAACCUUUUACCGCUGAAAUAGAUGUUCUGUUAUGUGACUAUCACGUGCAUAUCUUAUUUAAGCAGUUCCCUAUUCUAGUUUUCAUUAUUGGAACUUAUAUUCACAUAACAUUCCCUGUUUUGUAUUUAAACUUUUUGUUUAAACAAAAUUUUAUUUCUCCCAGUGCCAGUAGGUGCUUUUCUGAUGUAAAAGAAAGCAUAUUAGAAAACAUAAAUUUUAAAAUGUCUUAAAUUCUUUUAUUUUACAAUUUAAAAAGUCUCCAUUCCCUUGCUCCAAACCAGAAGACUUUUUCCCCUGCAUAUAGCAUAGGAGUAAUGUUGGUUAGAAACUGGCGGGUGUUUAAAGAUGAAGAUAGUCAUUACUAUUUAACCUAAGCUGUAUGCUGAAGGAAGAUUGUCUUGGAAAUACUAAACUGGGGUAACCCAAAUCUGUUUCUGGAACCAUGAAAAUUUUGUUGGUUUUUGACUUUGACAAUACAAUCAUAGAUGAUAAUAGUGACACCUGGAUUGUACAGUGUGCUCCAGAGAAAAAGCUUCCUAUUGAACUGCAAGAUUCUUACAAAAAGGGAUUUUGGACAGAAUUUAUGGGCAGAGUCUUUAAGUAUUUGGGAGAUGAAGGUGUAAGAGAAGAUGAAAUGAAGAGAGCAAUGAUAUCAAUGCCUUUCACUCCAGGGAUGGUGGAACUUUUAAACUUUAUAAGAGAGAACAAGAAUAAAUUUGACUGCAUCAUUAUUUCAGAUUCAAAUUCAGUCUUCAUAGAUUGGGUUUUAGAAGCUGCCAAUUUUCAUGAUGUGUUUGAUAAAGUGUUUACAAAUCCAGCAGCAUUUGAUAGCAGUGGUCAUCUCACUGUGGAAAAAUAUCACACUCAUUCUUGCACUCGGUGCCCCCAAAAUCUUUGCAAAAAUGUAGUUUUGGUAGAAUUUGUAGGUGAGCAGUUACAACAAGGAGUCAAUUAUACACGAAUUGUUUAUAUAGGUGACGGAGGAAAUGAUGUCUGUCCAGUAACUUUUUUAAAGAAGAACGAUGUUGCUAUGCCACGGAAGGGAUAUGCGUUACAGAAAACUCUUUAUAGGAUGUGUCAAAAUCUUGAGCCUAUGGAAUCUUCUGUUGUAUCUUGGUCUUCAGGUGUUGAAAUAAUUUCUUAUUUACAAUUUCUAAUAAAGGAAUAAUAUGCCAACAAUUGAAA